AUGUAUGGAGAUUUGGGUAACAAGCUGGUGCAACAUGCUAAACGAACGCAAAACCUUGCACAUCUGCCUCCAUAUCAAGCCGAAAUAGUACGAGCCGUGACGCGAGAAGUCAGAGAUCUCGAUAAAGACGUGGCGGAACUACUGGAGCCAUUUCAGGGCUCGUUCGACCCAUCUGCAGACCAGGCAACGGCAUGCACGCUGCUAGUCAACCAUCUCUCGAUGCGUAGAAACAAGCGGUGCCUACUUGCAUACCAUCGAACUCGAACAGAUAAACUUGAAGAGUUGGCUUGGAAGGGUAUAGAUGUGCUCGAUCUGUCAGGGCAACAAGUCCGCAGCAAUCCAGGUCCAUUGGGCGGUGGGAUCAAUGGCAGUGCCGACGGACCAACAAGCAGCCUCAGUCCACAAGAGGAGGAAUAUGCGAGGCAGUAUGGCGACCUAUUGGCUGCCUAUAAGGGGCAGUGGACUGAUAUCGACUUGACGGGAAGUCUGGAACCGCCUCGAGACUUGUUCAUCGACGUGAGAGUCUUGAAAGAUGCAGGAGAAAUACAAACUGAGUACGGCGCUAUCAACCUUACAAAGAACAGUCAGUUCUAUGUAAGGCAAGGAGACGUCGAGCGGCUCAUCGCACAGGGUUAUCUCCAAAAACUUAGUUGA
Molecule: messenger RNA, 654 nt
Organism: Colletotrichum truncatum
Lineage: Eukaryota; Fungi; Ascomycota; Sordariomycetes; Glomerellales; Glomerellaceae
Product: DNA replication complex gins protein psf1
Biological process (GO): DNA replication; DNA strand elongation involved in mitotic DNA replication
Cellular component (GO): GINS complex
Source: RefSeq, a predicted model, not a curated record